AUGAUUGAAGACAAUAAGGAGAACAAAGACCAUUCCUUAGAAAGGGGAAGAGCAACUCUCAUUUUUUCCUUAAAGAAUGAAGUUGGAGGACUUAUAAAAGCACUGAAAAUCUUCCAGGAGAAGCACGUGAACCUGUUACAUAUCGAGUCCCGAAAAUCAAAGAGAAGAAACUCAGAAUUUGAGGUUUUUGUUGACUGUGAUAUCAACAGAGAACAAUUGAAUGAUAUUUUUCAUCUGUUGAAGUCUUAUACUAAUGUUCUCUCUGUGAAUCCACCUGAAAAUUUUGCUAUAAAGGAAGACAGUAUGGAAACUCUUCCUUGGUUUCCAAAGAAGAUUUCUGACCUGGACCAUUGUGCCAACAGAGUUCUGAUGUAUGGAUCUGAACUAGAUGCAGACCAUCCUGGCUUCAAAGACAAUGUCUACCGUAAAAGACGGAAGUAUUUUGCAGACUUGGCCAUGAACUAUAAACAUGGACACCCCAUUCCUAAGGUUGAAUUCACUGAAGAGGAGAUUAAGACCUGGGGAACUGUGUUCCGAGAGCUCAACAAACUCUAUCCAACCCAUGCUUGCAGAGAGUAUCUCAGAAACUUACCUUUGCUUUCUAAACAUUGUGGGUAUCGGGAAGAUAAUAUCCCACAAUUGGAAGAUGUCUCAAACUUUUUAAAAGAGCGCACAGGUUUUUCCAUCCGUCCUGUGGCUGGUUACCUAUCACCAAGAGAUUUCUUAUCAGGUUUAGCCUUUCGAGUUUUUCACUGCACUCAGUAUGUGAGACACAGUUCAGAUCCCCUCUAUACCCCAGAGCCAGAUACCUGCCAUGAACUCUUAGGUCAUGUUCCUCUUUUGGCUGAACCUAGUUUUGCUCAGUUCUCCCAAGAAAUUGGUCUGGCUUCUCUUGGCGCUUCAGAGGAGGCUGUUCAAAAACUGGCAACGUGCUACUUUUUCACUGUGGAGUUUGGUCUGUGUAAACAAGAUGGGCACCUGAGAGUCUUUGGCGCUGGCUUACUUUCUUCUAUCAGUGAACUCAAAAAUACCUCCAUGAGUAUUAUCGUUAAGAAAGGAGGAUAUCAGAGGCAGAAAAAUUUCCCUAGUAAUACCAGGAUAGAUAUAUACAUGACUACUUUGGGUUUUUUACCUGUGUGGGAUUCCAGGACUCUCUCAGCAUGUAGUGUAGGGACAGAAUUUACCAAAACAAUUAAGCGCCCAUUUGGAGUGAAGUAUAAUCCAUAUACACGGAGUAUUCAGAUCCUGAAAGACACCAAGAGCAUUACCAGCGCCAUGAAUGAGCUGCGACAUGAUCUUGAUGUUGUCAGUGAUGCCCUUGCUCAAGUCAGCAGGCAACUGAGUAUCUGACAUUUGCCAGCCCUAAUCCAGAAAGCACUUGAGAAUUAAUUCAGAGGCCUGUAGGCCAACUCUUGCUUUUCUUGAAGACCUGACUGUGGAGGGACAGCAGCUUCUGGCCAAAUUAUAUUCUCUAAUCCUACUCCUUAAUGAACUACCAGUCUGGAAAUUUGCACCUG
This is a messenger RNA of Galeopterus variegatus (Sunda flying lemur), 1517 nucleotides long. It is a transcript of the gene TPH1, whose product is annotated as tryptophan hydroxylase 1. Gene Ontology annotation, biological process: aromatic amino acid metabolic process. The coding region runs from base 1 to 1350 and encodes 449 amino acids. The transcript is spliced from 10 exons. The record is from RefSeq and is a predicted model, not a curated record. Gene Ontology annotation, cellular component: neuron projection. Gene Ontology annotation, molecular function: iron ion binding; tryptophan 5-monooxygenase activity. Lineage: Eukaryota; Metazoa; Chordata; Mammalia; Dermoptera; Cynocephalidae.